Molecule: messenger RNA, 6687 nt
Organism: Cebus imitator (Panamanian white-faced capuchin)
Lineage: Eukaryota; Metazoa; Chordata; Mammalia; Primates; Cebidae
Gene: GBF1
Product: golgi brefeldin A resistant guanine nucleotide exchange factor 1
Exons: 40
Coding region: 290-6151 (1953 amino acids)
Biological process (GO): regulation of ARF protein signal transduction
Molecular function (GO): guanyl-nucleotide exchange factor activity
Source: RefSeq, a predicted model, not a curated record
GUUACCAGGCAGCGGGCUAGACUGAGGCUAGUUACCACGUCAGUGAGCUGACAGGGAAGGUAGCCGGCUCCGCUGCCCGUCCCGGCCGACUCAUCCUGGCGGAGCGUGCAUUCCCACCCUGAUUUUGGCCUCAAUUUCCAGGAAACGAGCUCCUUCUCUUCUCCCAUCUGCUACCAGAGCCUGGAGAGCUGCUCGGAGACGCCUCCGGGGUGCGGGCUGGACAUGAGCAGCGGCUGCCGGUCCUGGGACUAGGCCCCGCCAUUUUGGAUCCGCUGACAGGUUUGCCAGGAUGGUGGAUAAGAAUAUUUACAUCAUUCAAGGGGAGAUUAACAUUGUGGUUGGGGCCAUCAAACGAAAUGCCCGAUGGAGCACCCAUACACCACUGGAUGAAGAACGGGAUCCUCUGCUGCAUAGUUUUGGUCAUCUAAAGGAGGUUUUGAACAACAUAACAGAACUGUCUGAGAUUGAGCCCAAUGUAUUCCUUCGGCCUUUUCUGGAAGUGAUUCGCUCUGAAGACACCACUGGCCCUAUCACUGGACUGGCGCUUACCUCUGUCAACAAGUUCCUGUCCUAUGCACUUAUAGAUCCCACCCAUGAGGGCACAGCAGAAGGCAUGGAGAACAUGGCAGAUGCUGUCACCCAUGCUCGUUUUGUGGGCACGGAUCCUGCCAGCGAUGAAGUUGUCCUGAUGAAAAUCCUUCAGGUUCUACGGACUCUGCUGCUAACCCCAGUGGGUGCCCACCUAACCAAUGAAUCUGUGUGUGAGAUUAUGCAGUCCUGCUUCCGGAUCUGCUUUGAAAUGAGGCUCAGUGAGUUAUUGAGAAAAUCCGCAGAGCACACUCUCGUAGACAUGGUGCAGCUGCUCUUCACAAGGUGUAGCAGCUGGGAAAGGGAACCCAGAGAGGAAGCCAAAUCAAGGGAGCCUGAUUUCUGUGGGAGAGGGCCAAGCUGUGUGGUGCAUGCACCUGACCUUUCCCUCUCCCCUGCCAUCCAUCCCCAUUCCUGCCCUGUGCCCUGUUGGUGCGUGUCUGAGUUUAUUUCACUUUGUUUAAAUCGUGCGUUUGCCUGUCUUUCGCAGAUAUCUCCAUGUCUCCUCAGCAAACUGGAGCUAAGUAGUGGGGAGCAGACCAAAGCCCUGAACCAGUUAGAGAGGGUACUACUCUUUAAGAACCUCAAGCUGAAAAUGAGAGCAGGAGGCAUGAGUGAUUCAUCCAAGUGGAAGAAACAGAAGAGAUCCCCUCGGCCCCCACGCCAUAUGACCAAAGUUACACCAGGUUCAGAGCUGCCCACUUCCAAUGGAACCACCUUAUCAUCUAACCUCACUGGUGGCAUGCCCUUCAUUGAUGUGCCCACUCCCAUCUCCUCUGCAAGUUCAGAAGCUGCCUCAGCAGUGGUCAGUCCUUCUACAGACAGUGGCCUGGAAUUCUCCUCCCAAACCACCUCCAAGGAAGACCUUACCGAUCUAGAGCAACCUGGCUCUCCAGUGUGCAGCACAGCUACAGAGCCUGGGAGCAGUGAGCUAGGUGUUCCUGAGCAGCCUGACCCCCAGCAGGAAGGGACCCAUGUGGAAAAGUCCCAGUCAGCAUCUGUGGAGUCCAUCCCUGAAGUGUUAGAGGAAUGCACGUCCCCUGCCGACCACUCUGACUCUGCCUCUGUCCAUGACAUGGAUUACGUCAAUCCCCGGGGUGUGCGCUUUACACAGUCCUCCCAGAAAGAAGGCACAGCUUUGGUCCCCUAUGGUCUUCCCUGCAUCCGUGAGCUCUUCCGGUUCCUCAUCUCCCUCACCAAUCCACACGACCGCCAUAACUCAGAGGUUAUGAUUCACAUGGGACUGCAUUUGCUGACAGUGGCCCUUGAGUCAGCCCCUGUAGCCCAGUGCCAGACCCUCUUGGGCCUCAUCAAGGAUGAGAUGUGCCGCCACUUAUUCCAGCUACUAAGCAUAGAGCGACUGAACCUUUAUGCUGCUUCCCUGCGAGUAUGCUUCCUACUGUUUGAGAGCAUGCGAGAGCACCUCAAGUUCCAAAUGGAGAUGUACAUCAAAAAGCUUAUGGAGAUUAUCACUGUGGAGAACCCUAAAAUGCCUUACGAGAUGAAGGAGAUGGCACUAGAGGCCAUUGUGCAGCUCUGGCGCAUCCCCAGCUUUGUUACAGAGCUCUACAUCAACUACGAUUGUGACUACUACUGUUCCAACCUCUUUGAGGACCUCACCAAGCUGCUGUCCAAGAAUGCCUUCCCUGUGUCUGGUCAACUCUAUACAACACACCUACUAUCUCUUGAUGCCCUGUUGACAGUGAUUGACAGCACUGAGGCCCACUGCCAGGCCAAAGUCCUCAACAGCCUCUCACAGCAGGAGAAGAAGGAAACAGCCAGACCAAACUGUGAGGCAGUAGAAGACACCCGAGAAGCUAGCAAUACUGAGAGAGCAGCCAGCGAUGGGAAAGCUGUAGGCAUAGCCCCAGACAUCCCAGGCCUGCAUCUGCCAGGUGGAGGGCGGCUGCCACCAGAACAUGGGAAACCAGGAUGCAGUGAUCUGGAGGAAGCUGGUGACUCUGGGGUUGACAAAAAGUUUGCCCGGAAGCCACCUCGAUUUUCCUGUUUCCUGCCAGAUCCACGGGAACUAAUUGAAAUUAAAAACAAAAAGAAGCUGCUAAUCACUGGCACAGAGCAGUUCAAUCAGAAACCAAAGAAGGGGAUUCAGUUUCUGCAAGAGAAAGGCCUUCUCACCAUUCCAAUGGACAACACAGAGAUUGCUCAGUGGCUCCGAGAGAACCCUCGGCUGGACAAGAAAAUGAUUGGAGAGUUUGUGAGUGACCGCAAAAAUAUUGACCUGUUGGAGAGCUUUGUGAGCACCUUUAGUUUUCAGGGUCUGAGACUAGAUGAAGCUCUCCGCCUCUACCUGGAAGCCUUCCGUUUGCCUGGCGAAGCACCAGUCAUCCAGAGGUUGCUGGAGGCGUUCACAGAGCGUUGGAUGAAUUGUAAUGGCUCCCCAUUUGCCAAUAGCGAUGCCUGCUUUUCCCUGGCUUAUGCUGUCAUCAUGCUUAAUACUGACCAGCACAACCACAAUGUUCGUAAACAGAAUGCACCCAUGACCCUGGAGGAGUUUCGCAAAAAUCUAAAAGGUGUGAAUGGAGGCAAGGACUUUGAGCAGGACAUCCUGGAGGACAUGUACCAUGCCAUCAAGAAUGAGGAGAUUGUAAUGCCUGAGGAGCAGACAGGCUUGGUUCGGGAGAACUAUGUUUGGAAUGUGCUGCUUCACCGAGGUGCCACCCCCGAGGGCAUAUUCCUGCGUGUGCCUACUGCCAGCUAUGAUCUUGACCUCUUCACCAUGACCUGGGGUCCCACUAUUGCUGCUCUCUCUUAUGUCUUUGACAAAAGCCUUGAAGAGACAAUCAUCCAGAAAGCUAUCUCAGGCUUCAGGAAAUGCGCCAUGAUCUCCGCCCACUAUGGCCUCAGCGAUGUGUUUGACAAUCUCAUCAUCUCUCUAUGCAAAUUCACAGCUCUCAGCAGUGAGUCUGUUGAGAACCUACCCAGUGUAUUUGGAAGCAACCCUAAAGCCCAUAUUGCAGCCAAGACAGUGUUCCAUUUGGCCCAUCGUCAUGGUGACAUCCUGCGGGAGGGCUGGAAAAAUAUCAUGGAGGCCAUGCUGCAGCUCUUCCGAGCCCAACUACUGCCCAAGGCUAUGGUAGAGGUAGAAGAUUUUGUGGAUCCCAAUGGCAAGAUCUCUCUACAGCGGGAAGAGACACCAUCAAAUCGAGGAGAGUCAACAGUGCUGAGCUUUGUGAGCUGGCUAACAUUGAGUGGUCCUGAGCAGUCUAGCGUGCGGGGCCCAUCCACUGAAAACCAAGAGGCCAAGAGAGUGGCCUUAGAGUGUAUAAAGCAAUGUGACCCAGAAAAAAUGAUCACAGAAAGCAAGUUCCUCCAGCUGGAGUCAUUACAGGAGCUCAUGAAGGCUCUGGUCUCAGUGACGCCAGAUGAAGAGACAUAUGAUGAGGAAGAUGCUGCUUUCUGCCUAGAGAUGCUGCUAAGGAUUGUGUUGGAGAACAGGGACCGUGUGGGCUGUGUGUGGCAGACCGUUCGAGACCAUCUAUACCACCUCUGUGUUCAGGCACAAGAUUUCUGCUUCCUUGUGGAGCGGGCAGUGGUGGGGUUGCUACGCCUGGCCAUUCGGCUGCUCCGGAGAGAAGAGAUCAGUGGUCAGGUGCUGCUUUCCCUGCGCAUUUUGCUACUGAUGAAGCCCAGUGUGCUAUCCCGAGUCAGCCACCAGGUUGCAUAUGGGCUCCAUGAACUCCUGAAGACCAACGCAGCCAAUAUCCACUCAGGUGAUGACUGGGCCACCCUCUUCACACUGCUGGAGUGUAUCGGCUCAGGUGUGAAGCCUCCUGCUGCUCUGCAGGCCACAGCCAGGGGAGAUGCACCUGAUGCUGGGGCCCAGUCAGACAGUGAGCUCCCAUCCUACCAUCAAAAUGAUGUGAGCCUGGAUCGUGGGUACACUUCUGACUCAGAGGUCUACACUGAUCAUGGCAGGCCUGGCAAGAUACACCGAUCAGCCACUGAUGCUGAUGUGGUCAACAGUGGUUGGUUAAUGGUCGGGAAGGAUGACAUUGAUAACUCCAAGCCAGGGCCCAGCCGUCCAGGCCCUUCACCCCUGAUCAAUCAAUACAGCCUAACAGUGGGACUGGACUUGGGGCCACAUGACACUAAGUCUCUGCUUAAAUGUGUGGAAUCACUGUCCUUCAUCGUGCGUGAUGCUGCCCACAUCACACCUGACAACUUUGAGCUCUGUGUCAAGACUCUCCGGAUCUUUGUGGAGGCCAGUCUGAAUGGCGGAUGCAAGUCCCAGGAGAAACGUAGCAAGAGUCACAAAUAUGACAGCAAAGGGAACCGCUUCAAGAAGAAAUCCAAAGAGGGCUCUGUGCUUCGCCGGCCUCGAACUUCCAGCCAACAUGCCUCUCGGGGCGGGCAGAGUGAUGAUGAUGAAGACGAAGGCGUGCCUGCCAGCUACCAUACGGUGUCUUUACAGUUGCUAGAUCUGAUGCACACCCUGCACACGCGGGCAGCCUCUAUCUACAGCUCAUGGGCAGAGGAGCAACGCCACCUGGAGACAGGUGGCCAGAAGAUCGAAGCUGAUUCUCGCACCCUCUGGGCCCACUGCUGGUGCCCUUUACUGCAGGGUAUUGCCUGCUUGUGCUGCGAUGCCCGGCGCCAGGUUCGGAUGCAGGCACUGACCUAUCUGCAGCGAGCACUGCUUGUACAUGAUCUACAAAAGCUGGAUGCCCUGGAAUGGGAGUCCUGUUUUAACAAGGUGCUGUUUCCUCUACUUACCAAGCUCUUGGAGAACAUCAGCCCUGCAGAUGUGGGCGGGAUGGAGGAGACCCGGAUGAGGGCUUCCACACUGCUCUCUAAGGUCUUCCUGCAGCACCUGUCUCCACUGUUGUCGCUGUCUACCUUUGCGGCCCUCUGGCUCACCAUCUUGGACUUCAUGGACAAGUACAUGCACGCAGGCUCCAGCGACUUACUGUCAGAGGCGAUCCCUGAGUCUCUGAAGAACAUGCUUCUGGUGAUGGACACAGCGGAGAUUUUCCACAGUGCAGAUGCGCGAGGAGGUGGCCACUCAGCCCUCUGGGAGAUCACCUGGGAGCGCAUUGACUGUUUUCUGCCUCACCUACGAGAUGAACUUUUCAAGCAGACUGUCAUCCAGGGUAGGGGGCUCAGCCCAGCUUUAUCAAAAAGAAUCCCCUGGCUGAGUGCAAUGGCUCACACCUGUAAUCCCAGCAUUUGGGAGGCCAAGGUGGGUGGAUCACUGGAGGGCAGGAGCUCAGUUGUCUUAUGCCGACAAGGGAAUCUGACUGUGUCACAUUGCUUUUCUACAGACUUUGAGAAGCCUGAGGGCCCCCGAGCCGCCAACUGCAGCUCCCCAGGAUCACCUGUGGCCUCAAGCCCCAGCAGGCUGAGCCCCACCCCUGAUGGGCCUCCAGCCCUGGCUCAGCCCCCUCUGAUCCUGCAGCCCUUGGCCUCCCCAUUGCAGGUGGGCGUGCCACCCAUGACUCUGCCCAUCAUCCUCAACCCUGCGCUCAUCGAGGCCACCUCACCAGUGCCCCUCCUGGCCACACCCCGCCCCACAGAUCCUAUACCCACCUCUGAGGUCAACUAAGGCAGGUCACUCAGAGAUCAGGACCAGUGCUUCCCACCAGGCUUUCCUUGGACCCUGUGGGCCACAGGCUCUUCAGGUCAAGUCAGAGCUGCUGUCGCUGCCACUUGGAUGGGGACCUGAAAAAGAGAACUUUGAUAGCCCCAGCUAAGACCCCCCAAUCAGCUGUGGGACCUUUUUCCUCCUCUGUGCUCCAUUCCUGGAGGUUCAGCCUGAGAGUGCACUUAGCUGUCAUCUGCAGCCUCUGCCUCCAGCCCAGCAGCUCUGGUGAGGCAUUCAUGUGCUGGCCCUGCAGUGCCUGCCCACCGUCAGGAAUUGAGAACCAAGCCCAACCACUCUGCACUUUGUUCCCACUCCCGUUAGCCCUGGGCCACCUCCUCCAGUUCUUCCUCUUUUACCAAGUAGUUGGUCAGUUUGGAGAGUUGACUGGUACCAUGGAGGGUAGACAGGUGGGAGACUGCCCACAGGAGCAUGUACAUAUGGAAAAACAGGACAACAAUGGACUUUUUAUGAUAAUAAAUGUCUUAGUACCAGCAUCA